AUAUGUGACAGGAAAAAACUAGUAAACACUUUUAGCAGUUACAACAACUUAUACUUGAAUGCAGAAUGUUACAGCAUCACUUAUGGAUAUAUUCGUUUUUCGACUCCCAUUGCUUAAGCCAUUAAUCUUUCUAGAAUUGUUCUUUGAAACACAUGCAACCUCACAAAAGAUGUUAACGAUGCUGUCAGACCUGACCAGAGCAGAUAACGAACUCCUUGAGGAGGUCAGAGCCAACCGCCAUCCCUGCUGCAAUGAAAAUGUAGAUGCUGGGGUAUUGCCUCUGGAUUUGCCCUUGCACAACAUGGAGGAGCUAAACAAUGCAGAGGCAGCUCAUCAAUCACCGGAGGCAAAUAAGGCAAUGGUUAGACGCUUUGCCUUGAUUGGAGGGACCACACUGGAGGUGCGAGUCCAUCGCACCGCCAAACGAGCUGGCCUCGGUACUCAACUGGACAGGGAACAAACCAAGGACCAGACAGAGCAAAAAAGGGCAUUUAAAGAGACAGCGCUGUGCAGAUGCAUAUUCGAUGGCCUGACGCAGCAGGUAGGGGUGAACUCUAUGUCUGAGUUUGUCUUUGCUCAAGCAGUCCAAAAAUGGCUCAGAUACGCUCCGGAUCGUAUGGGUGGCGCAGGACGCACAUCAUCCAUCCCCAUCCCCGAGUAAAAAUUUGACGUGAA
This is a messenger RNA of Oreochromis niloticus (Nile tilapia), 675 nucleotides long. RefSeq lists its product as uncharacterized. Lineage: Eukaryota; Metazoa; Chordata; Actinopteri; Cichliformes; Cichlidae. Bases 59 to 661 code for a protein of 200 amino acids. The transcript is spliced from 3 exons. The record is from RefSeq and is a predicted model, not a curated record.